Messenger RNA from Suricata suricatta (meerkat), 2983 nucleotides. RefSeq names its product X-ray radiation resistance associated 1 (gene XRRA1). Gene Ontology annotation, molecular function: protein binding. Gene Ontology annotation, cellular component: nucleus. Bases 365 to 2752 code for a protein of 795 amino acids. The transcript is spliced from 20 exons. Lineage: Eukaryota; Metazoa; Chordata; Mammalia; Carnivora; Herpestidae. The record is from RefSeq and is a predicted model, not a curated record.
AUCUCCGCCCAUCGGUUGCGCCGAGAUGGCCUGCCGCAGAAACGCGGUUACUAAGGGGUGGAGAAGGUUGUGGUAGGAGCCACCGUGGAGAGGCUCCGAGAUUCCCGGGAGGCUCGCGGGCGCAAAGCCUGUCUUAUCCGGACGCUGCCUCCGCGGAGGCGUCGGAGGCGGAAACGACGGCGGAGGCAGAUGGAAUGAAGAACUCCAUAGCAUUGUGUUUAUGGUUCAGUUUAGUUCAGUAAACACUCAUUGAACCUCUUCAAUGAGCCAGACCCUGUAUGAAGUGCUGGGGAUAAAGAUAUAGGUGAAGAAACAAACAAAAAAAGAAGUCAAAGGGUAUUUCCCAGGGUCAAAAAUCAAGGAGAUGGCCUCCUCAGGAAUCUAUAAGCUGGAUAACGGGAAGCCUUAUCUGAACAACUGCUUUCCAGCCAAAAAUCUCCUUGGGAUGCCAGAAGCAGGCCGAGGACACUGGUUAGUGGCUAGGAAGUGUAACCCCAAGAAGAAGCCCAAGAAUGUGCCUGAGGCACCAGCUGAAGGUCAGGAAAACCAGAAGAAAAUUCCUUUUGAGGUCAGAGGGAAGAAAGGGUCUCUACAGCAAAAACAAGAGGAUAUUCCUGGACACAUACUGGACCAGGCUUUUCUGCUGAAGCACCACUGUGUAAGGGAGCCACCAGACCUGUGCACCAUUAAUGUGAGCGGCCUGAAGUUGUCCAAGGCUAAGGAAAAGGACUUCAAGCAUUUUCACUCAGUGAUUUACAUCAAUGCCUCAGAAAACCUGCUGCCUUUAGAGGCAUUUCAUACAUUUCCAGCCUUAAAGGAACUGGAGCUUGCAUUUAAUGGAAUCAAAACCAUCUAUGUGAAAUAUGGAGACUUUAAGUUCUUGGAAUUCCUGGACCUUUCCUUCAACAGCCUGACUGCAGAGGCCAUAUGUAAUCUGGGGAUUCUGCCACACCUUCGUGUCCUGCUCCUCACAGGCAACGGGCUCACCUCCCUGCCACUCAAUUUGGCUGUCACAGAACAGGAGCCAUCUGUAACGUCACUGACGAACAAGAGGUACAUCCUGAGGUUCCCAGCGUUGGAGACACUGAUGCUGGAUGACAACAAGCUCUCCAGCCCCAAUUGCUUUGCCAGCCUGGCUGGGCUCAGAAGACUGAAGAAGUUAAGCCUGGACCAAAACAAGAUUUUCCGGAUCCCAUACCUACAGCAGGCUCAGCUCCGAGAGGGGUCAGAGGACUGGGUUGGAGGCAGGGGGAGUUCCCACAAAGUGCCUCAAUCCAUGCUGCAGCCCAACUUGUGGAUGUUUGAGGCCUCAGAUGAACAACCGAAUUAUACUGUACUGCCCAUGAAAAAGGAUGUUGACCGGACAGAGGUUGUGUUCUCAUCCUACCCUGGAUUUGCAACCUCUGAGGAAACCAAGGUAUGUGCACUUCCUCCCAUAUUCAAGAUUCUUCCCGUGAAGUCACUGAAGGCCAGGAACCAGACGCUGGUCCCGCCCUUUCCAGAGCUGAGGUACCUUAGCCUGGCCUACAACAAGAUCGCGAAGGAAGAUGCCAUCCUGCCAGUAGCUCUCUUCCCGUCUCUCUGUGAGCUCAUCUUUCAUAACAACCCUCUGGUGGCCCAUACACGAGGGGUUCCUCCACUGCUGAAAAGCUUCCUCCAGGAGCGCCUGGGAAUCCACUUGAUUCGAAGGAAGAUAGUAAAGGCUAAGCAUCAUAUUUUGAUGCCUCGGAAGAAGUCGUGGAAGGUGAAAACCCAAGUUCCAAAGGUGCCAAAGCAGCCUCUGAUUCUCCAUCACCUAUGCGUGCCCACGACCAAGUCUCCCUCAAAGGAGAUACCAGAGUCUGAGGCAGAGCUGACUCAAGAGCUGUCCACCACCAGAAGCAGUCCUCUGGAGCCAGAGAAAGGCAAGGGCCUUUCCUUGUCCCACCAGCCCUUCGUGCCGCUGCCUUCCAUCUGCUCUGAUUCUACUGUGCAUGGUGAAGAGGCCACGUCCCACCAGAGCAACAGACCUGGCCACCUCAGCCCAGAGCACCUGUCAGAUGAGGACACCAAGAGCAUAGAGUCCAUAUUCUUGACCCAGGUGAGUGGGCUGCCUUCCUCCAUCCGUCAGAAGGAUGAUUCAGCCAUGAAGGAGGAAGAGCAAAGACCACCCCGCACAGCUCCCAGAGAGGUAAAGAGGGCUUGGAGGAAGCUCCCAACUGCCUCCCUCCCCAGCAAGUACCAUGGCUACGAGGAGUUGCUGACAGCCAAGCCUGAUCCAGCCUUUAUUGAGCCAAAGGGAAUCCAGAAGAACACACAGGCCCUGCAGUACAUGCUGAAGCACCCGCUGCUGUGCCACUCCUCCAAGCCCAGGCUUGACACUCCUCAGAAACACUACGUUCCCAAGGAGAAACGGGCCCAGAGGAUUCCCCUUCCACCCCCACGGAAGACUCGAGCCCAGCUGCUGGAUGACAUCCUCAUUCGCAUGCGGGAUCCCCGGAGUAUUACAGAGGCUCCACUAGGAGCUGUCCUGCGCCAGCGGACUGAGCAGAGGCUGGUGAACCAGAAGCAAUACCUGGAGGCCAAGCGGCUGCUGAAGGAGUUUCAGGCACGCUACCGGCAGCUGCUGCGCUGCUCACUCCGGAAGGUGUUCAGGGCCACAGCGCCACCCCUGGGCCGCCCAGCACUCAACAAGGGCCAGCCUAGAUUUGGCCACUUCAAGUUCACGGAUGAGUUCUGCCAGGGUCCCACGGCCAGUGACUCAAAAGGCUAAGUACUGCACACAGGGCCAUGCGCGCUGCCCAGCCUGUGCCUCACACCCUCCCUGAAGGCUCUGCGCCCUGGACUGCACCUUGGGGCUGGGUGCACCAGGUGCAGGCCUCAGACCUUGGCUUGGUCUCACUCACUGGCCACAGAGAGUGGGGAACUGGUCAGGACCUCCCCUCCCCGGGCCGGAAAGACCCGAUGCCUGGCCCAGCAGCAAUAAAGAGUUAUGUGCAUAGAG